This is a messenger RNA of Plasmopara halstedii, 360 nucleotides long. RefSeq names its product RxLR-like protein. The record is from RefSeq and is a predicted model, not a curated record. The transcript has a single exon. NCBI's taxonomy places the organism in Eukaryota, Oomycota, Peronosporomycetes, Peronosporales, Peronosporaceae. Bases 1 to 360 code for a protein of 119 amino acids.
AUGGCUUCAACUACAUCUCUUCUCGUGAAUAGCGUUGCAAUUUCUACUGCCGGUGCAGGUAAAGUCAUGACCAAAAAUAAGGACUCGUCGACCAGAAAAGGUCAAAUCGAAUAUACUAAAAAGCUUCUCCGUGGAGCUGGAAGUCCUCAGCGCGAGGAAGAACGUUCUACUAAUAAUGUCAAAUUCCCGUCUUCUCUCACGAAUGAAAUCGCGAAACUUCAAGUUUCUUCAUCAAAAGCAACGAAUCCUGUGGUGCAACCAGGUAUAGUGGCACCUUCAAAAGCGGUUCCAAACAAAGCGAAUCAUCUCGUAUUCAAUAUACUGUUAGAAGGUAUCGAUUUCAAGCGUCAAAAUCCAUAG